CAGUCCAGUUUGUUGUUGUUGCUGCUGGUAGCCGGGAGCUGAGUGAAAAUGGCCGCUAUGCGGAGCCAAGGCUGAGGAGUGGGGGAGGAUAUUUAUUUAAUUUCUUCUCCUUGUUUACGUUACCAGGGUCACGAUGGAGGCGGGACGGUUUGCAGAGGGGCUUGUCGAAGGGAAAGAAAUUCGUAUAAUCGGGUCGGAGCUCGUGGAAAAUUACACGGUAUAUAUCAUAGAAGUGAAAGUUGGGAAUCAUCAAUGGACAGUUAAACACCGCUACAAUGAUUUUCAUGAGCUUCAUGAAAAGCUGACUGCGGAAAAGAAGAUUGACAAAAACCUCCUUCCACCAAAGAAGAUCAUUGGCAAAAAAUCCAAAACAUUUGUAGAAAAAAGGCAGAAAGAAUUAGAAGUCUAUUUGCAAAUGCUUAUAGCAAAGUUCCCAUUUGCUGCACCAAAAGUCUUAUCAUUCUUUCUGAAUUUUCAUCUAUAUGAGAUAAAUGGCAUUACGGCUGCCCUUGCUGAACAACUGUUUCACAAAGGUGAACAGUUGCUCUUGGUAGGUGAAGCUUUUUGUCUUCGACCACUACAAUUGUAUGCGAUCACUCAACAGCUAAGACUAGCCAGUCCCACCUGUGCCAAUGGUGAUGCCAAGACUGACCUUGGACACAUCCUGGAUUUUGCAUGUAGACUUAAGUAUUUAAAGAUAACAGGCACCAGAGGAUCUGUUGGGAGCAGUAACAUUGAAGAACAUCUCCUUAAAUUCAAUCUAUCAAUUUUCAAGUCUGUCCAUCAAAUUGAGAUAAAUAACUGUGAAGCUAAACAAAUUAUUGGACUUCCUUCACUGAAGAACUCACUAGCAACAAUGAGUGUGGCUUUUACCACUGCUUCAAUGAAAGAUAUGCUUGUACCAGAGGCUUCUGAAUUUGAACAGUGGGAAGUGGAGGGGGUGGCUUCUGAGCAUCCAGUUGCUGCUGUGGUCCCAAGAUGGAAUAUGCUGACCACACUUGAUAUGAGUCGUAACCAGAUAUCAAAUAUUGACGAAUCUGUGAAAUUAAUUCCGAAAGUAGAAUUUCUAGAUCUCAGUUACAAUGAAAUAACAGUAAUGGAAAAUCUACAGCAUCUCUAUAAUCUCAUUCAUUUGGAUUUGUCAUUCAACAAGAUCACACUAUUGCAAGGUGUUCACACAAAACUUGGAAACAUCAAAACUUUAAAUUUGUCUGGAAACCAAUUGGAAAGCCUGUUGGGUCUUAACAAACUGUACUCACUAGUUAACUUAGAUCUCAGCAAUAAUAAAGUAUUGCAGAUAGAAGAAAUCAGAAACAUUGGGAAUUUGCCAUGCCUUGAGAAGGUCUGUCUGGAAAACAACCCCUUGAGCAUUAUUCCUGAUUAUAGAACAAAGGUGCUUGCACAGUUUGGAGAUCGAGCCUCAGAGGUUUGUUUGGAUAAUACUGUUACAACGGAAAAGGAACUCGAUACAGUUGAGGUGCUAAAGGCAAUUCAGAAGGCAAAAGAAGCAAAAGAUCGAAUGAAUAAUACAGAUAAAAAGAUCAGUGAGGAAUCGAGACUCGCUGCUCCAGGGUCCAAUCCCAGCUGCUUUUCUAAUGCUGCUUGUCCUUCCUCUCCUCUGCUACACCAUGCUGCCAGCUCCAGCCAAGAAAUAGAUACUAAAUCGGCCCUAAUCAGCAAUCUACAUCAAAAUGACAGUUUGACUCCUAUGACUUCUACAAUUACCCAGGGAUGCUGUGACAUAGCAAGUGUGAAUGAUACCAUGAGUAAGGAGAUGAAGUAUGAGAAGGAAUCAUUUGAAGAGUGUCCUAUGUGUCCACAUAUGAGGUUUGAUCCUGCAAGUGAAAUUGCCCAAGCUGAUCUGCUGAAGUCACUAAACGAUUCCACAAUGACACUUGUGCUCCCUUUCUCCUGCGUUUCGUAUACUACCAGUAAUUAUGACUUUGCUGCACAUCUGUCUGGAAUGAUUAACCAAGCUGCAUUGAAGCUACAUAGCAAUAAAGCGCUAAUUAAUUGCCAAGGAAAACCUGCUGACCAUUCUGCAAUCUUCCGUUCUGAAGCUGGCUAUUUUGAAAUGGGACUAGAUCAAGGUGACACUAAUUUUGAAUGUAACUCAGGCAAUGAUCUGGCUAAUGUUUCUGCUGAUAGCGAAGCUGAGAUCAGUAAGGUGUUAAAAGUACUAUGGACACUUUGUAUUCAGGUAGAUAAGGGAUUAAGAUUGUAUGCAUCUUGCAUUGUGUUAACUGACAGUAUUGUAGCUGUACUUCAGAUUCCCCAACAUGAAUUCUUGGGGAAUAUGCAAAGUGCUUUAUCUCAAAUGCAAAUGGUAUCCUGUUUUCCCUUAUCAGAAAUUUUGGAAAUAGACUUUGAAGUGCCAGAAAUGUGUCUUUUACUGAAGAUGAAGUCCCAUGGUUGUUUCUUUUUCAUCUCUGAUUCCCAGAAUCUCAAAGAUUUCUACAUGUAUUUAAAAACUGUUCUGUAUCAACAAUCAGAAUCUAUUUCAAAGUUGCCUAUGCUUGAGUAUGAGGGACCGCUUCUAAAAGACUUCAUUCUUCAGCUUCUGCAACGUCAGCAGUUUUCAUUGAAUGAUACUGAAAUUAAAGGUAGUUUUGCUGCAUAUGUUUUGAUCAACGAUAACCUCAUACUGCAGGAUCAGUUUGAAGUGUUGAAUCCUUCUCUUCCACGUAUGGACGUGGUCAGUUGCACUAAGCCGAAGUCUAAGAACUCUCUGUAUUCUGAAAUCUGUUCACUAAUUCUUCCAGGGAAAGAAGAGAGUCUCAAGCCUCUGUACAUACCGUGUCUGCUGUUUUUGACAGCUCAGAAUCUUUAUUUUGUAAGGAUAGAUUUUUGUGUAGCAGCUGAAAGGAAUCCUGAUUCUGAAAAGGAGGUUGUAAGAUGGCCAUUUAAAUUGAACAGAGUUCCACUGGCUACAUUGCUUUUAAAUCAAAAACAGAGAUCCCAUGCUGUUGAAACGGUUGCAUUUUCGGAUGGCCAUGUGCUUGAAUUCUUGAUUGGAUACCAACUUGCAACUGCAGUUUUUGUGCUGCCUCAUGAGAAAUUCCACUUCUUGCGACUGUUCAGUCAACUGAGAGCAAGCCUUCAGGGUGUCAAGUCGAUCGUGAUACAUAGAGCUUCUCUAGAUCACAGCUGCUUGGAAAAACGUUCUGCAGAUACUAUGAGUCAAUCUCCAGAAACCAAAAGCAACCAAACAAACAUCAGGUCAGAGCUGAACCUUUCUCUGCUGUAUCCUUCAGAGGCACUGCUGCAAAAACUAACUGAAGAAAACCAGUGUCCCUUUUAUCUUUCUGCUUCCCAGUCUCUCUCGCAUCUGGCAGGAUUGAAAGGAAGAGCCAUUGUGGAAUAUUUUCACAAUAGUGUAGCUGAGGUUGAGAAUGAGGAGCUGAAGCAUUUAACUUGGUCUUCGGUCGUAUUUUAUAAAUGUUCUGAGCUUGAAGUGACUGCCUGCAUAAUGCUCUCAACCAAAGCACUAUAUUUUGUGUUGGAUGAUGCCAUCGUUCAGCUUGCUGAUCAAUCUGGAUGUUGGAAUGAGCAACAAUCUUUUGACUAUGAAAAUACCUGCCUACUGCUUUCCUUCUGCUUCGUCCUAAAACUAAAUGAUCUGCAGUCUGUGCAUGUAGGCCUUUUUGAUCAGUAUUUUCGCAUCACUGGCCCAUCUGCUGAACACAUUGUUGCUUGCCUGACCAGGGACAGCUAUACCACACACAACUUUGUGCAGCAGUUAAUGGCUGUUUUAUCUUUGUUGGAACGGACACCUUCACCAGAACCGGUAGAGCUUGAUUUCUAUACAGAAUUUGGAAAGAAAAGCACAGGUCAAAUGGAAAAUUAUGAAAUUGUCCACUCCAGGGUGAAAUUCAUUUACCCAAGUGAAGAAGAAGUUGGUGACUUGACUUUUAUAGUAGCAGAAAACAUACAGGAACCAAAUAGCCUCCAGACAUCUAAUAUACUUUUGUAUGUUUUAGCAUUUCAAGUAAAGUUUCUGGAGACCCCUUCUCAUACUAGCAAAAGUUCUCUACAUCCUAAAACCUUAAUUUUGACUAGCUACGAUAUGCUUCUAUUUGAAGAAGAUUAUGUCAGUUACCCAUUGCCAGAAUUUGCAAAGGAGCCUCCACAAAGGGAUAAGUACAAAUUAACUGACGCCAGGAGGAUCCGCGAUCUUGAUCGCGUACUCAUGGGUUAUCAGACUUAUCCACAGGCCAUCACAUUUGUGUUUGAUGAUGUGCAGAACCGUGACCUCUUAAGUGACAUGAUGCUUGACCAUUUUGAACAUCCACUUAAUGCCUCUUCUGCAAAUAGAAAAUACCAGUGCAAUGCCAGCAGUGAAGUUCAGUGGUGUCUCUUUGUAGCCAGUCCUGAAAGUCGUGAGAAGCUGAUUGCAUUGCUUGCUAGACAGUGGGAGCUGCUUUGCAGUAGAGAACUGCCAGUUGAACUUACUGGUUAACCUUUUGUUGAUGCCAAGUAUGACCAAUAAGCUAUAAACUAAAUUGUACUGAUGAUUAACAAUUAUUUGUACAGCCCUCUUGGGGAUUGUAAAUAUCAUGGGAGUCAGACUAGUUUUGUUUUUGAUGUUUAGGGCUUUUAAAGUUUAUCUUUUACAAAUUCAGUGUAAACAAGUUGUACACACUUAUGCAUCCUGCUUUUGUGCAAUAUAAACUGAACAUAGAGGUCACUUAUAUGUUAUGCUUGUACGUUUUUGAAAUAUUAAGUGCAAUGUUUAUCUAAUGGACAAUUUUGUGUAGCAUGCUGCUAUAAUGAAUUUGAAAUAAAGUUAUUGGUCCUGGAUUUUUUUAAAAAA
Molecule: messenger RNA, 4813 nt
Organism: Chiloscyllium plagiosum (whitespotted bambooshark)
Lineage: Eukaryota; Metazoa; Chordata; Chondrichthyes; Orectolobiformes; Hemiscylliidae
Gene: nisch
Product: nischarin
Cellular component (GO): cytoplasm
Molecular function (GO): phosphatidylinositol binding; integrin binding
Source: RefSeq, a predicted model, not a curated record